AUGACCUUUGGCAUAGGUGAAAGCGUCAUGGCUACAGUUCGGAACCCGGCCCGUGGUCAACAGAUUUGGUACCAACCCGGACCAUUGACCACGAUACUCGGACGAGCUCUUGGAGGCCGGAUUGGACGAGCCAGUGGCGGAUGGGACAUUGGAAUUACCAAAGUCCACUUAUUUCCAUCACCUAUUUUCACUUCCUUGAAGAUGCCCGAUUCCCUCUCAGUCGUCACUUUUCACAGGGAUGAGGUGUGGGAGCUUCCUGUCAACGCAGAGGUCUUAGCAUGGUCAGACAAAACCGGGGUCGAAAUGUUUAGGUACGGCAGUCACAUAAUGGGUAUUCAGGGUCACCCUGAAUACACCAAGGAUAUCUUGCUGCACCUAAUCGACCGUCUUUUCAACCGGGAACUCAUUGAGGAAUCAAUUGCAGCCGAGGCCAAGACUAAAGCGGCGGGCAGUGAACCCGACAGGGAAGCUUGGAAGAAACUGUGCACCGCCUUUCUAAAAGGAAAAUUGUGA
This is a messenger RNA of Striga hermonthica, 513 nucleotides long. The record is from the annotation of a GenBank genome assembly. NCBI's taxonomy places the organism in Eukaryota, Viridiplantae, Streptophyta, Magnoliopsida, Lamiales, Orobanchaceae.